Messenger RNA from Pleuronectes platessa (European plaice), 1893 nucleotides. RefSeq names its product doublecortin domain-containing protein 2-like. The coding region runs from base 1 to 1893 and encodes 630 amino acids. Gene Ontology annotation, biological process: dendrite morphogenesis; neuron migration; intracellular signal transduction. Gene Ontology annotation, cellular component: axoneme; kinocilium; microtubule organizing center. NCBI's taxonomy places the organism in Eukaryota, Metazoa, Chordata, Actinopteri, Pleuronectiformes, Pleuronectidae. The transcript has 11 exons. The record is from RefSeq and is a predicted model, not a curated record.
AUGGGCUCGGAGAAGCCCAACUUUUUGUCGCAGCCGGUGGUGAAGAACGUUUUCAUGUUCCGCAACGGUGACCCGCACUACGAUGCUCGUCGGAUAGUGAUUAACCAAAAGAGGGUGUCCAACUUCGACACGUUGCUGAGAGAGGUGUCCGGCGGGAUCCAGGCCCCGUUCGGAGCGGUGAGGAACAUCUACACGCCCAGAGGAGGCCACAAGGUGGACUGUCUGGAGAGCCUGCGGAGCGGGGAGCAGUACGUCGCUGCCGGGAGGGAGAGGUUCAAAAAGCUGGAUUACAUCCACAUUGGAUCUAGAAAGAGGAGGUUGCUGCAGACUCUUCCGAUGCAUGCCAAACCGCUGCCACCGACUCGAAUCAUUGUGUCGGCUCGAUUCCUGAAACCCAUCAAGGAGCCAUGUACAAUAUUCGUGGUAGCCAAUGGCGACGUGCUGAACCCUGCAGUGAGGCUGCUGAUCCACCAGAGGAUGCUGGGCCAGUUUGAACGGAUAUUAGAGACGAUCACAGAGAAGAUGGGUCUGAAAGUCCUGGGGGGUGUUCGAAGUCUCUUCACCUACGAAGGCCACCAGGUGACUGAAGGGAGUCAGCUGGAGAGCGGUCAGCUGUAUGUGGCUGUAGGAAGAGACAGGUUUAAGAAGCUGCCGUACAGUGACCUACUCUUCAGCAAGCCAAGAGGGACCAGGAGGGUGAAUGGAGUGAAAGCUUACACUCUCCCACCUAUCUACAGAUUCUCCAAGCAAAAUGGAAACAGCAAGUCCGUAGUCCGGUGCAGUGAUAGUGGAGAUGGAGACUUCAAGGCGUCCCCUCCAGGCCACAAUGGAAACAACAAGGAACACCUGUCGUCCAUCGUCAGAGAAAUCUCUCAAGCCAGACUCCUCUCUCUCAGGAAGAAGAGGAGCGGACAGAGCAUGACCCUCACCGUCUCUGACCACGAUGACCAGGAAUCAAAGGCUGAUGAUGGAAACACUGAUGACAAAGCCCCUCAAGAGCAGCCGGCUGAAGAGAAACCUGCAGAUGAUGAUUCAAUAGCUGCAGAGGAGAAUAGCGAAAAGUCAGAAGAGCAGAAACCUCCAGACGAAGAUUCAGAAGCUGCAGAGGAGAACAGCGAAAAGUCAGAAGAGCAGGAGGAAGCUGCUGCUGAGAUCACCAAAGAAGAAGAAGAAGAAGAAGAAGAGGAUGCUUCUGCCAGCAAAGCAGAUCAGGAGGAAAACCAGGAGACAAACGGUGAAAGAGAGGGGGAUGAAGAGAAGAAGGGAGAUGUAGAGCCAAGUGAAAAAGAGGAGGAAGCAACAGCAGAACCUGAAGAGAAAGAGGACGAGAACAAGGAGGAGGUUGAGAGCAAGGAGGAGGUUGAGAACAAGGAGGAGGUUAAGGCUGAGGAGCAGAGGUCCAGCGGUAGCAACAGUGAUAAGAGCCAGGACAGUGCAGAGAAAGAGGAUGGAAGUCAUGCAUCUUCUGAGGGUGAAAAGGACGAGCAGGGCAAACACGCAGAAGAGGAGAAGCAAGAUAAAGUCAGCGAAGAGGGGGAGAAAAACAGUGAGGACGAGAAUAAUGAUGUAGACGUAGAGGAGGAACAGAAGGCGACGAAGAACGACAGCGACCCAGAGAAGACUCAGUCAGAUAACGAGACAAAAGAUGGCGAUAACGACCAAAGCAGCAGUGGCAACAGUAACCAGGAGGAAGAUGUGAGCGAGACAAAAGAGGAGGCCACCAAAGGGUCAGGGAAAGAGGAGAGGAAGGAGAACGGAGAGGUCGGGGGGGCAGAAGAUGACGAGCUGGAGAGCGAAUUGGAGCUGGACACAGAGGACACAAAUUCAGCCGGACCCAAGGAUACGGCAGCAAACGGAGAGACAGGAGAGGGUCUGCUUGAUGAGUCAUCAUAA